Messenger RNA from Clupea harengus (Atlantic herring), 3887 nucleotides. It is a transcript of the gene znrf1, whose product is annotated as zinc and ring finger 1. Gene Ontology annotation, molecular function: ubiquitin protein ligase activity. Lineage: Eukaryota; Metazoa; Chordata; Actinopteri; Clupeiformes; Clupeidae. Gene Ontology annotation, biological process: proteasome-mediated ubiquitin-dependent protein catabolic process; protein K48-linked ubiquitination. Gene Ontology annotation, cellular component: intracellular membrane-bounded organelle; cytoplasm; membrane. The record is from RefSeq and is a predicted model, not a curated record.
AUGCUUUACUCACAAUCUCCAUUAGGCUACUUUUUCGUUCUUUGCUUCAGUUUUUGCAUUUCCUGGAGCCCUGCCCAACUAGUCUUCUAUCUUUCAUUAAUUUCUCUGUUUAUGUAGUCUAUACAAGAUGUGUGUGGGUGUGAAAUUACACAUGUAAGUGUACCAUAGUUCCUAAACAAUUUGAAAUUCAGUCGGACCUGUCUGUUGAAUUAAUCCAGCUCGCCUUUCCUGAAAGUGUACACCGUGUGGUGGUGGUCAUGUCACAUUGCUGUUUCUCACCCAUUCACCAUUCGCAAUUGUCGAACUGUCAACUUCCAUCAAACCAAUAGGUGGUGCUGAUGCCCCAUCUCAGUAUUAUGACGCACUUUAGAAACCUAAAUCUAAGCCAAAAACACAGCCCAGGGCACGAAGUAGUCCCUGGCCAUCUCUGCACACACACACGUGCGCCCUUGUGUGUGUUAUUUUUUGCUCAAAAUGAAUUUCAUUUGUUUCAUGUUAUGGCUUACACUGAGUAUGCCUAUGUGUCAAAUAUCACAUUUUGAUAUCCGAACUGAUAUUACAAUUCUAUAACCCAACAUUUUAAUAAAAUACAAGGAUCAAAGAGACGGGUAGUGUGGAUCAUUCACUGACUGUGGAUUGUCCUUCUCGUACGUCAUGCCGUCUGAAUAGCAUACCAAUCUAUUGCACAUAUUUGGUGUCUAUUAUUUGAGUCAUCUGUUGAAGGCUAGUAGGCUAACUGAGUGGGUACUGGUCGGAAAUUUAGGCUGCGUGCGCGCCAGCUGCUGGUUAAACUCUGCAGCGUUACUAGGUCACGUCUCCCUUGCGCACCGUUGUCGUAGGCGAGGCAAAACAAAGCCUCCACUUACCACUCUUCGCAAAGAUGCAUCAGAAGAUUAUUUUGUGACAGGCACAUCAUUGACAUAUCCUUAAUUUCACACUGCUGUUCCAUAGUCACCCCGCGUGCGCACUAAACGCCUCCAUUGUCUCGCGGCUGCACGCACAACUAGGGAGCGAGCGCGCGGUUAUGAGCGUGGAGGGGAGCGGCAUGCGCUGACCCGAAUCUCCGGGCGCACGAAAGCGACAGACGCGGACAGACGGCAGUGAACACACAGACUGCCUGACAGACAUCAACAGAUGAUAUGGCGGAGAAUAUCAGCGCCGUAUAACGUUGCCAACAUCGCUCCAGUCCUGACGGAGGACGCUGCGGAUCACGGGGCUGUGGGAGCAGAGCCGCGGCGCAGUGUUUCUUAUCCACCUGUCGUGAUUUGGGGCAGGUUGCCUGUCAUUCGCUGUGGGAAAGAACGUGUUACGCUUGAUUUAGGAUAAAUUGUGUUCUAGGAUUUGACAUCUUCUGUUAAUCUCACCGUAACUCUCUUUUUGGAUAAGGUGUAUCGAAAAAUUUCUGCCGCUCAUGUUCCGGACAGGAGAAAGGGCUGUUGCGUCUCACAGACACAGCUGGCGUAGUCAGACUUGACAGCCCUUGUUUUUUUAGCGGUUGUUUUGUCGUCAGCAGAGGGCCUGACAGACACCGCAGACUAUUGUUUUGAGGGCGAGUUCUGCUCCAGCUUUCGGUUAAUAGCGGCGCCCCGUUUUAGCGAACCCCCACCCACUCUCGCGGGUACCUUGGAUGGGGGGCAAGCAGAGCACGGCGGGGCGUCCCCGGGGAGCUUUUCCCGGUGUCUCCACAGAUGACAGCGCAGUACCACCCUCGGCCCACUUUGGCCACUACCGACCAGGCGGCCCAAUGGGGCUGCGGAGCCGGUCUGUGAGCUCAGUGGCGGGGAUGGGCAUAGAUCACAGUGCUGCGGUACCCUUCGGCUUCUAUAACCCAAGAGGAACAGACUCAGACAGGGCCGGUGGCGGGUCUGGCUCUGAUGCAGCCCCCGGUAAUGGAUUUCAGGAGACAGGAGGGGGACAUCAUACGGACGGUAUGCUUUAUCUGGGAUCCAGAGGAUCGUUGGCAGACACCUUGCCCUUGCACAUCGCACCCCGGUGGUUUAGCGCCCACAGCGGGUUCAAGUGUCCCAUCUGCUCCAAGUCUGUGGCCUCCAACGAGAUGGAGGUGCACUUCCUCAUGUGUCUGAGCAAGCCCCGCCUCUCCUACAAUGAUGACGUGCUGGCACGUGAUUCUGGAGAGUGUGUGAUUUGUCUGGAGGAAUUGCAGCAGGGAGACACCAUUGCUAGACUUCCCUGCCUCUGCAUCUACCAUAAAAGUUGUAUAGACUCCUGGUUUGAAAUCAACCGGUCCUGCCCAGAGCAUCCAUCUGACUGACUGACUGGCCAUCUAGUCCAGCUGCUGCAGGUUAAGGUUGCCUCCUGAACCCCCCCACCCCCGCCCCCGGAUAUCCGGACACUAAACCAAGAACCAAAUGACAACAAAAGAUGACAAGAAGAUAAGAGAAGAAAACAAUCACUCUAUCCACUGACAGAUCAGCCUUCUUCCAAAUGAUUCAUUACAAAAUCAACCACAUAAUAAUAAUAAUAAUAAUAAUAACAAUAACCAGAGUAAAUACCUACAGCUGCAUCAUCAACCCCCAGAACCCCUUGCUAGCCCCAAACAAAAAGCCCCACCUACAGGUUUCAACGCAAGGGGCAUCGCUUUGUCCCAUACCCCCACCACAGAGCAGUGUGUGUGUGUCUAUUGGCUGGGGUUUGUUGCCGUCUGAGAUGUUUUGAUGUCAGCUCCAACAUGUUUUAGGGGCAGUAAACAUCUCAGUGUAGACUCACUGUGUGUGUGUGUGUGUGUGUGUGUGUGUGUGUGUGUGGUUGAGUGGUAGUGGGCCUUGCCAUCUGAGCGUGUAGCUACAGACUUUAGGGAUAAAUCAUAGAACGUGUCUAAAUGUUUACAGUCCGCAUGCCUCAUGUGUGACUGAUUUGUGUUUGUGUGUGGGACAGUUAUGUGCGUGUGUGUAUGUGGGUGUGUGUGUGUGUGCUUCUGCUGUGUAGCUGUGAUGUAUAUACUGUAUGGGUGUGCAUUUCUGCUGUGUAUCUGAGGUGUGUCUUUCUCCUCACGGCUGAAUACUUCUUUCACCUACCAGGAGUUUUGAGACACUGGUCAUCAUAUUUUCGAGUCUCUGUAAAGGCCUUUAGUGCGAUAAAGUGUGUGUGCACGUGUGUGUGUGUGUGUGUGUGUGUGUGUGUGUGUGUGUGUGUGUGUGUGUGUGUGUAUGUGUGUGUGAGAUACCUGUAAAGAAUUGCUUUUGGGGUUAUAAUGGGUGGCUGGAAAAGCUGAUGGGGUGAUGUUACUGUGACGAGACAGCUACACUGGAAGACAAGCAGCUCUUUCUCUGGACUUGAUGAAUCUCAACCGUAUGCUGUCUACAGACAUACUGGUGUAAAACCACACACACACACACACACACACACACACACACACACACACACACACACACACACACACACACACACACACGCACACACACACACACAGCCUCUAUCAGAAGACGUUCUUGUGCGGAAGAGGAGAUGAAAGGCUCCUCUGUCUUUUGCUGGAAAAACCUGGACAAUCCCUCAUAAACACACACACACACACACACACACACACACACACACAUACACACACACAUACAGACACACACACCUCUACACAAAUAAAAGACUGAGAAUACAAAGAAAGAAAAUAUCUGAGGACCUGGUAAGUGGGUGGAGUUUAAGUCUGUAGAGUGAAGCUCCAUCCCUUCCACCCAGGGCCUUCCUUCUAUCUGUCAUGUUUGUCUGUUUCUUUAUGUUUAGUUUUAUUUAUGUUUAUUUAUUUUUUUCAGAGGCUGUGAUUGGAAGCCUGCUUUAGGGAGUAAAUGUACCUGUGUGAUCUCCAUGUACAGUCUGUGGGAGAAGUCCUAAAUGAUAAUGACAGAUACAGUAAUAAUUAAAAAAAGACUGAAGAACAA